Solea solea (common sole) is the source of this 2487-nucleotide messenger RNA. RefSeq names its product protein phosphatase 3, catalytic subunit, beta isozyme (gene ppp3cb). Gene Ontology annotation, cellular component: cytoplasm; cytosol; calcineurin complex. Gene Ontology annotation, biological process: calcineurin-NFAT signaling cascade. The transcript is spliced from 14 exons. Gene Ontology annotation, molecular function: calmodulin-dependent protein phosphatase activity; calmodulin binding. The record is from RefSeq and is a predicted model, not a curated record. The coding region runs from base 482 to 2038 and encodes 518 amino acids. Lineage: Eukaryota; Metazoa; Chordata; Actinopteri; Pleuronectiformes; Soleidae.
AGCCUGCGCGUCUCUCCUCUCUCCAAGGCGUCUCUUCGCCCUCCAACCUCCACAGUUUACCCCCCGCUCCACCCCAUCCUCACCUCCCCUAUAUACUCCACCAUCAGCACCGCCACACCAGCAACCCCCCGCCCUCGCGCCUCCUUUUAAAGAACAAAUUCGGGGAUUCAAGCAUGCCACAACAGCAGUUAUAGGUGUCCGCCUAUCCUCUCCCAAAGUCACCGCAGGCGCCGCAGCGGGCUUCCCCCGUCCGAGAGAGCACGGAGACUCCACCGAGUGAUGCUACUGCUGCGGCGAGACCAGCAGCCAGCGACCGCGCACAUCUUUGACGCCUGCUGCUGCUGCUGCUGCCGGAGGACUAGACACCAAAGACUCGGCCCUUGACAGAAGAGAGAGGGAGAGUGAGAGAUAGAGAGAGAGAGCCUCCCCCCACUACUCCCCCCCCUCCCCCCCGCGGCUCUGCUCCCGUCCCGACUCCAGGAUGUCCGACUGCAGCGCCGACCGUCCCGGCGACCGGGUGAUCAAAUCGGUCCCCUUCCCCCUGGCCCACCGGCUGACCAUGAAGGAGGUGUUCGAUGCCGAGGGUCGGCCGCGCGUUGACCUGCUCAAAGCUCAUCUCACCAAGGAGGGCCGGCUGGAGGAGGCUGUGGCCCUGCGCAUCAUCGAUGAGGGCGCCGCCAUCCUGCGCCAAGAGCGCACCAUGUUGGACAUUGAGGCGCCAGUCACGGUGUGUGGAGAUAUCCACGGCCAGUUCUUCGACCUGAUGAAGUUGUUUGAAGUGGGAGGUUCUCCCGCCAACACACGCUACCUCUUCCUUGGGGACUAUGUGGACAGGGGCUACUUCAGCAUCGAGUGUGUGUUGUACCUGUGGUCACUGAAAAUCCUCUACCCAAAGACGCUCUUUCUUCUACGGGGAAACCAUGAAUGUAGACAUCUGACGGAAUAUUUUACCUUCAAACAAGAAUGUAAGAUCAAGUACUCGGAGCAGGUGUACGAAUCCUGCAUGGAGGCGUUUGAUUGCCUGCCGCUGGCAGCCCUGAUGAACCAGCAGUUCCUCUGUGUGCAUGGGGGCCUUUCACCAGAGAUCCACACACUGGACGACAUCAAAAAGUUGGACCGAUUCAAGGAGCCGCCGGCCUUUGGGCCCAUGUGCGACCUGCUGUGGGCGGACCCCCUGGAAGACUUUGGCAAUGAGAAGACCCAGGAGUAUUUUGGCCACAACACAGUCAGAGGCUGCUCCUACUUCUACAGUUACCCAGCAGUGUGCGAGUUCCUACAGACCAACAACCUGCUGUCAAUCAUCAGAGCGCACGAAGCACAGGAUGCUGGGUACCGUAUGUACAGGAAGAGUCAGACUACAGGUUUCCCCUCCCUCAUCACCAUCUUCUCUGCUCCAAACUACCUGGAUGUGUACAACAACAAAGCGGCAGUGCUGAAGUAUGAGAAUAAUGUGAUGAACAUCCGUCAGUUCAACUGUUCUCCUCAUCCUUACUGGCUUCCAAACUUCAUGGACGUCUUCACCUGGUCUCUGCCUUUCGUGGGGGAGAAGGUCACUGAGAUGCUGGUGAACGUCCUGAGCAUCUGCUCUGACGACGAACUCAUGAACGACGGAGAGGAGAUCUUUGACGCCAGUGCAGCUGCAGCAAGAAAAGAGGUGAUCAAAAACAAGAUCCGAGCUAUUGGGAAGAUGGCCAAAAUGUUCUCUGUUCUACGGGAGGAGAGUGAGAAUGUGUUGACCCUGAAGGGACUGACUCCUACAGGCAUGCUGCCCAGCGGAGUGCUGUCUGGGGGCAAACAGACUCUGCAGAGUGCUACCAUUGAGGCCAUAGAAGCCAUCGAGACAGUUAAGGACGCCGAAGCCAUCAGAGGCUUCUCCCCGCAGCAUCGGAUCAGCAGUUUUGAGGAGGCCAAAGGUCUGGACCGGAUCAACGAGAGGAUGCCACCGCGGCGCGACGGCGUCAACAGCGUGGGCCUGUCAAUGGGCCGCAUGAACAUGGGAGAGCCCAAUGGCACCGACAGCAACAGCAAUAUCCAGUGAUGGACUUACACUCCCACAUGCUCUGACACAUACCUACAGUUACCACACUGACACGGUACCAUAUUUAUAGAUACGUGUAUAUAGGCAUAUUAAAAAACAGCAUCUCACACACAGUAUUUCAUACACGGCUACAGACGACACACAUAUGCAAAUACACACACACAUGAUUACCUACUCCUUUUCCUGUUGCCCUCAGCUGUAUCUAAAGGCAUGAGCGUACCUGGACUUUACCACCAAAGGCUGAAUCUCCUCAUUGUACUGAUCGGCCAUAUUUAGAGAACUACAACUCCCAUGUAUCUGCACAACAACGACAGGGGGGGGGGGGAAACUGCUCCCCCAUGCAAAACAGGACGAGCUGCUGUUCAUGUGUGUUGGGAUCACCAGUGUAGGCAUGAUGUGGCUGUGUCAGUGUGUGUGUUUUGUCAGGUGGGGGGGGGUCAGGUGUUUGC